Fusarium oxysporum Fo47 is the source of this 717-nucleotide messenger RNA. RefSeq lists its product as uncharacterized. The record is from RefSeq and is a predicted model, not a curated record. The annotation marks the transcript as partial. The transcript has a single exon. Lineage: Eukaryota; Fungi; Ascomycota; Sordariomycetes; Hypocreales; Nectriaceae.
AUGGAACUCGUUGGCAUUAUCCGCUGCCCAGUCCACUUGCUGCUCCCAUAUGGGGAGGGCAGACAAAUCGACCCGGACGCUGUCAGAAGAUUGGCUAAAUGUUUCGAUAAGACAGAAUGCAGGCGUCAGGAGGAUGAUAACUUCGUCCGGGGGAUUGUGACGUACGACGACCUGAGACUCAUUAUUUCGGCCCUGAAUACAUCUGCGAGCGCUCUGAAGCAUACGAUCCUCCAAAAGCAAUACCCCCUGUUAUUGGAUCGUCCCAUAGCUUGUCUUGAUGGCCGGCACAGGAUCCGUGCGGCCAUGCGCCACGAGCCUCUGUCGUGGUGGGUGGUGAAACUGCUGUGCGUCCAGGGUAGCUGGGUUGAUUUUCCCCGUAAAAUUGCACUGGUUAGUGUCGACCACCAGGCCAUUCAGGACAAGAUCGAAGCCACAUCGAGAGAGGCUCCUUAUUCUGAUGCGGAAAUUUACCGGCUGCUCCGAAAAUACAAGAAGCAGAACGACAAGCUCAGAUUCAAAGAGCGUCUCAACCGACUUUCGGCACCAAAGCAGAUAAGCGUGAAGGGUUUUUUGAAGCGGGAAGUGCUGGUCCAAGAUUUGGAUGCUCUUUUGAAGUAUCCCGGUGUAAUAGCAGGUUUGCAGUUUGGUAACGUUCACAAGCACCUGGCCCUUCACAUCGACGAAAACAUCUCCCGGUUUCUGAAGCACAUCCUUCAG